Molecule: messenger RNA, 1501 nt
Organism: Silurus meridionalis
Lineage: Eukaryota; Metazoa; Chordata; Actinopteri; Siluriformes; Siluridae
Gene: uros
Product: uroporphyrinogen III synthase
Exons: 10
Coding region: 182-973 (263 amino acids)
Biological process (GO): uroporphyrinogen III biosynthetic process
Molecular function (GO): uroporphyrinogen-III synthase activity
Source: RefSeq, a predicted model, not a curated record
UUUAGUUUACAGCUGAAAUUAAAUUAUAGACGCAACCACCAGUAUAGAAAGUAUAUUAUAUAUUUAUAUUGUGUUAUAUCAUGUUUUGGGUUUAGAUACUGUCUGAAAUGAGAUAAAUAAAUAAAGUAUAAAGUAAAUAUUCUUCGUGUGGUGAAUAGGAACUGCAGCUGAAGGUGAAAGAAUGAAGGUGCUCUUGUUAAAGGAACCCCGGGAGAGCGAGAGUGGAGCAGAUCCAUACAUCAAGGAGCUGGCAGCAUGUGGACACUCAGCUACACUCAUCCCCGUCCUGGCCUUUCAGUUUGUCUCUCUGGAUGUUCUGACAGAUCGGUUGUUUGAUCCAGAGAAACACGGGGGUCUCGUGUUCACCAGUCCCAGAGCGGUUGAGGCUGUGAGGCGGUGUAUCGAGAGCAGUGCGCUCGGGGAAGAGUGGAACUCGGUGAAGGAUCAGUGGAACGCAAAAUCCGUGUAUGUGGUGGGGAAAACGACGGCAUCAUUAGUUGAGGCUCUAGGUCUGAAGCCUCUCGGCGAACACACAGGGACGGCCGACGUACUGUCUCGACUCAUCAUUGAGAGAGAAAUCUCCACGUCUCUCCCUCUGUUCUUUCCUUGUGGCUCGCUGAAGAGAGAAGUUUUGCCCACUACAUUGAGACAACAUGGUGUUCCUCUGGAGACGUUGACGGUCUAUGAGACGGCUGAACAUCCAGAGCUGGAGAAGAACAUCAUGCACUAUUUUACCGAGCAGGGAGUGCCUGCCAGCGUCGCUUUCUUCAGUCCUUCCGGAGUGAAGUUUUGUCUGGAGCUGGUCAAGAAACUGUCUGGAGAAAAACUGGAGCAGAUCAAGUUCGCCGCUAUCGGUCCUACCACCGCCGAGGCUCUACAGGAAGCGGGUGUGACGGUCAGCUGCUCGGCUCAGAAGCCCACCCCUCAGCACCUUGCCACGGCUAUCAACCACAGCUUGAGCCAUGACCUCUGACCCCAGGCACAAUCCAUCAAUGUGAACACUGUUUGCAUCCCAGACCUCUUCACCUUCUCACCUACAUCAGUACCUGACUUUACUAACACCCCUGUGUCUGAAUGAAUCUCCACAAAAUCUUGUGGAACAUCUCAUGGUGGGGUGAAGGCUAUUAUAACAGGAAAAGGAGACUCCAGGUGGAACAGGAUGUUCAAAAAAGCACAAAAUCUUACAGUCAGGUGUCUACAAACUUUUGACCGUAGAGUGUAUUGUUAUUAAACGGCGUGUAUCUGCAUUUCAGACUUGCACUGAAUACAAAAACACAAAAAUGAAUAUCGAAUGAUGUGAAAUAUUUGAUAUUUUCCUGUAUUUCUUCGCCCUGAUAUUAGUUUAAGUUAAUCAUCAUUACGCCUGAAGUGUUUGAGGCACUAAAAUGACGUGGGGUAACAGUUAUAAAUGUGUAGACUACAGUAUACCGGUGUGAAUACAAGUGUCAACUUCUGUUCCUCAUUCUAAUGGAAAUAAAGGACAGUUUAUACUUUCACACAA